AUGUUACUAAUGAAUGCUUUUCUUUUAGCUUUAAAUAAUCCAGCUGUUAAAUCUGGAAAUUUUGGCAUUAAACCAAUGCCAAUGAUGUGUCCAAUGGUCAUGUGUGCACAAAUACAACAACCAUGUGAUAACAUCCAAAUGAGUUAUAUGACUAUUAAUGGUCAACAGUGUCCAGGUUGUCGAUAUUGUGCUACACCAUUAGCUACUACAGAUUCAUAA
This is a messenger RNA of Adineta steineri, 219 nucleotides long. The record is from the annotation of a GenBank genome assembly. Lineage: Eukaryota; Metazoa; Rotifera; Eurotatoria; Adinetida; Adinetidae.